AUGAGAUCAGAGCAGCAGACGGUGCCUGCAAGUGCUGCACCUAUCGGCAGGGCAAAACUGCAGAGAGCCGCAAAACAAACAGCGGCAGAGCGCAUCCGCAAACAUGCUCAGGGAGGCGGACCAAUUGUGAUUGCAAACAAUGUGCAUCUGGCGCAGCAGACAGCUGGGCAGUGUGUGAGUGAUGCGCAGCAGCCGUCCAGGGAGAUGCAGGAUCUGCGAACAUUGCUCAGCGAGUACCGUGACAAGGUAGCUGCUUUGGAGGACGCAGCACUUGAGCACUCGGCAGCAAAGGACGAGCUGGAAGCAAAGCUGCGCGACGUUCAGGAGAAGCAGCAAGCGCUGGUGGCCAAGGCGAUACAGAAGGCACAAAAGGAGGGGCAAAGAGGCUCGGAGAAGCUGCAGAAACGGCUGGAAGAGCAGGCAGCAAGGGCAGAUGCGCUAGAAUUGGCGCUGGUGGAAGCUCAAGCAUCCUCAGCUGCAGUGGGAGCCCUGUCAGACGACACCCUUCUGGUGCAUGCUUUGGAUCUCAUGAAGAAGUCCCCAGCCCACAGGCAGCGUCUGCUAGAUAUCGGUCAGCUGCUUUGCAAGGACUAA
Messenger RNA from Coccomyxa subellipsoidea C-169, 594 nucleotides. RefSeq lists its product as hypothetical. The record is from RefSeq and is a predicted model, not a curated record. The transcript has a single exon. Lineage: Eukaryota; Viridiplantae; Chlorophyta; Trebouxiophyceae; Coccomyxaceae. The coding region runs from base 1 to 594 and encodes 197 amino acids.